Durotheca rogersii is the source of this 798-nucleotide messenger RNA. RefSeq lists its product as uncharacterized. Lineage: Eukaryota; Fungi; Ascomycota; Sordariomycetes; Xylariales; Xylariaceae. The record is from RefSeq and is a predicted model, not a curated record. The transcript has 3 exons. Gene Ontology annotation, molecular function: acyltransferase activity, transferring groups other than amino-acyl groups. Bases 1 to 798 code for a protein of 265 amino acids.
AUGGAGCACGUAAGCAGCAACAACAGUGUUUCUCUUGUUGAGUUGAAGAAGCGUUCUCUCAUCCCCGAGAAAUGGGAGGCUCAAGUCCGUGCUAUAGGGAUAUCGGAGUACAAGGAAGCGGCGCUGUCUCUGGCGCAGGCCUUUGCUACUGAUGAACUAGCACAGUACCUCCUCGACACGGACGACAUGGGCACCUACGACGAAGAAACCAAGUGGAGGCUGCACGUCGACAUAUUCAGCUACAUCGUGGCCGCUCAUUGCUACAAGGGUGUCGUGACGGCCAUCGGGCCGGAUUACGAAGCCGUGGCGCUCUGGAUGCCGCCUGGCAAGGAUAUGGACGACUGGCCGACCAUCAUCCGCAGCGGUAUGUGGAGACUCUACUACCAACUGUCGGCUGAGGGCCGGAAGCGCUACUAUCGCGAGCUGCUACCGGUGUUGCACGACACCAAGCAUGAGGUUAUGGGAGACAGGAAUGACGACUGCUACUACCUGGUGUACUUAGGCACCAAGCCAAGCGGCCAGCGCAGGGGCUACGCGAGGAAACUCAUCGAGGGGAUGGCUGCUAGGGCGGACGCCGAGGGCCGAGCCAUGUACCUCGAGUCGAGCUCGCUAACGAACAACGCGUACUACAAGAAGUUCGGGUUCGAAGCGAAGAAGGACAUCUACCUCGGCGCCGACAGCAAGUCGCCUGUCCGCUUGACCAUCAUGGUGCGCGAGCCCCAGAAGCUGUCCAAGAACUCAAUCCCGAUCAAGCUGAAUUCCGCCACCGCCACAACCACCGGUUUCAAGAAGAUGUGA